Messenger RNA from Saccostrea cuccullata (small rock oyster), 1512 nucleotides. RefSeq lists its product as uncharacterized. The record is from RefSeq and is a predicted model, not a curated record. The transcript has 2 exons. NCBI's taxonomy places the organism in Eukaryota, Metazoa, Mollusca, Bivalvia, Ostreida, Ostreidae. The coding region runs from base 104 to 1414 and encodes 436 amino acids.
AAAAGUGCAAUUAUAAAUUAAUUGUUCGUACUUUUUCUAGUUGCAGUAAAGGCGUUGUCUGCCGCAGUUCUUUAACUGGUCUCGUACCCGUAGUCUUUCUACCAUGGAUAACGUUGUUUGGACACUGGUUUUCUUCCUUUCAUUGACGGCCGUUUCGUCGCAAGGAUUUUCGGCAAUGGAACCAAUCAUUAGUCCCACUGGAAGUGGGAACGGAUUCCACAGCGUAGCCAACUCAAACCCCAGUCCAAAUACACGUCCCAAUGGCGCCGGAGGAGCUCCGAACAAUCCUGCCAUGGAAACCGUUCAGAACCCUAACCGUUUUGGUAUGGCUCCGUUUUUAGGCCGACAGGGUGGGCCCGGAACAGAAUUUAACCGACCCUCGGAUAUCGGUAACCCGGAUCCCAAUACUCUGAUAAAUAGGAGACCCAGGCCUCAACAACCGCCCGUGGUUGUAAAAUUGCCACACAUGUGCCAUACAGCGAGUUGGAGUACAGAUACGAUGGUGGUAAUGCCAAUGCCUAUGUCGAGGAUGAAGACUGCCGUUGGAACACUGCCACUGAGAAGAGGAGUGGUGAUGCAACAAGGCAGGGGAAGUAUUCCCUUUUCUAUGGGACAGAUAAUGGCUAUGAAAAUGAGAAAUCAAAUGAUGUCCAUGGCAAGGCAUGGUUCAGCGGCAAUGUCAGAAAAUUCAAUGAAUACCAUGGGAGGAAAUAACAUGAUUCCAAUGGCUGAGCCCGUAAUGAACAUGCCGAACAUGAUGAAUGGCGCCAUGCCGAACAUGAUGAAUGGCGCCAUGCCGAACAUGAUGAAUGGAAUGGGUAAUGUGCCACAACCUGAACCGGUCAUGUCCGAAAUGAUGGCAACACCUGGACAAAAUAUGAUCGGUGUAGGUGCUGUGCCACAACCUCAACAAAACAUCAUGAAUGGUAUGGCACCAAUGCCAGAGCCAAACAUGAUGAAUGAAAUAUCGUCCAUGAAUAAACAAAUUAUGAUGAACGCUAUGCAACAACCUCGACCAAACAUAAUGACACCGAUGCCAGAACCGAACAUGAUGAAUGGAAUGACAUCAAUGGAUGGACAAAAUAUGUUGAACGGAAUGAGUGUUAUUGCACAACCUGCACAAAACAUGAUGAAUGCCCUUCCAAUGUCUGGGUCGGUAAACGGGGCGGGCGCUAUGCCACAACCUGAACCUCAUAUGAUGAAUGUAAUGAGCUCUACAUCAUCAGCAGGAACAAAUAUAAUGGGUAAUAUGGGAUCAAUGUCAAUGAUGUCUAUGUCACAAAAUGGCGGACCUUCACAACCAAAGAAUCAACAGCAAGUCGUCUGGGCGGCACCGUCUGCUAAUGUUAUGGUAGCAAUGUCUUAUCCAACGCCAAACAGAGGCACAAAUAUGCAGCGAGUAGCUAUAUACUGAUCGAGUAGCUAUAUACUGAUCUGAAAGAAAAGAGAGAAAAAACUUGUUUAACACAAUCCUUAGUUUGUCUUCCUGCUUCAAUAUAAGAUUUUGUUUGU